Messenger RNA from Monopterus albus (swamp eel), 13340 nucleotides. It is a transcript of the gene mtcl2, whose product is annotated as microtubule crosslinking factor 2. The coding region runs from base 1367 to 7141 and encodes 1924 amino acids. The record is from RefSeq and is a predicted model, not a curated record. NCBI's taxonomy places the organism in Eukaryota, Metazoa, Chordata, Actinopteri, Synbranchiformes, Synbranchidae. Gene Ontology annotation, biological process: regulation of autophagy. The transcript is spliced from 26 exons.
UAUAACAGCAACCACAUUAUAUAGUAUGCAUGGAAACAUGGCCAGUAAGAAGCAGUUCCUCUAUAUCAGCACAUGUUAAAUUGCUGUUCACCAGUGUAGAUCCUGGAACGGUAAAUCUAUUCUAACAGCUCCGACUCUGUUUGCUCUUUUACAUUUUUGCUCAUAAAUCAUUUACAAAGUAUGAAUUUGCCAUCGGUUGUGUGAUGAGUCUUUGAUUUCAUGAUGGCCACAGAGAAAAAGUGAAGACAAAGGCUGCUGCACUGCCAGUGGAGCGUACAGGAUAAUGAAAUGUAACUGUGUAUAGGAAUGUGUACACACAACAGUGGAGGGAAACACAAAGAUGACUGUCGUUAUUGUUAGAGCCAGUAAAUAUGUGGGGGCAGAAUAAUCUGUUUUUUAGCCUUAAUAAUGAAACAAAUCAUCUGUUAAUAGCUGGCAGUGACAUAACCGUCCUGUCACGUCCUGCAGAAACACAUCAUCAAACCCAUCAACAUCAUGAUCCCUAAUUGCUCUGUACACAUGGGGGGGAUGCAAGAUGAAGCUACAAAUGUUAUGCUAUGUACAAAGCAUAUGAAUGUGUAUCAACUAAAAUAAACAUAAAUAAUACAUGCAUACAAUGUGCAGACAGUAGUAAAAGGGUCCAUUAGCACAGUCAGUGGGCUAAAUGGAGUGUAGUGUCACUUUGGGGGAUAAGGUGCAUGAUGUAUUUUCUGGGUGCCAUAUAUUCUUGUUUUGACAAUGCUUUUGACAAUGUAUUUUAAAUGCAGCUGCCUGUUUCAUGCUUAUCAUAUAGCUAAUAGGUCUAUUACUGUAUAUCAUUACAUAUAUGGUGAACCAACUGCAUUUCAGAACAUUCAUAUCCGACACAUUAUUGUCUGCUGCCUGCUCUUAUAUUUUACAAUGGUGGCGACAGAGAGCUGCAGAGCUGAGAUUCUCUCUCUCUCCUCCUGAGCUGCAUCCCAUCCGUUAUCUGGGCGGAGAGAGGGAGAGGGAGAGAGAGGGAGAGGGAGACCACAUCCACACUGCCUUUUUGUUCUCACCCACAACUCUUCUGCGCAGGAGCCGGCUACUUAAUUACAUCCUGAAGAGACGACAGGAAGCUAUAUCAAAACAAAGCGGAGCUGUUUACAAAUUUACCGCACACAAAGUGGAAAACGGGGUUAUAUUUAGAUUUUCUGUAGCUUUUGGACCCUGCUUCCGGCUUUUUCGUCUUGUUGCGUUACAGGAGCUCUCAUUGUGACUGGAGUGAUCCCCUUCUUUUGUGUUAGUGGAGCUGCAGAGCAACAAACACUCUAACUUCUGCCUCCUGUUUCUCCAAACAGGAGGUUUCAUUUCUGCUUGUCUUGUUACGGCAUAAACGGAAUGAAUGACAAAAACAAGGGAGGUUGAUGUCCAUAACUCUGCGACUCAUCUCUUCUUCGCCUCGCACAAGGAACGGAGACUCCAUCUCCGGCAGAAGAUGGAAAGCGGAGGCGGGACGGAGGGCUCGGACAGCGGGCAGACACAGCGGGCGGUGCCCGGGCAGCAACAGAAGACUUCCCGGCCUGAAACUGCGGAGCUCUCUGCGGAGCUGUCCGCUCAGCCCCCCGGGGGAAAGAAGAAGGUACACCGGGCUCCAUCUCCGGCCAGACCGAAGGAUGUACCCGGGUGGUCGCUCACAAAGAUCCGCGGAGGAAUUGGGGCUCCAAGCCUGAGUGUCAAGCCGGGAGCCAUCCACCUGGGUAGCCGCAUUUCCAGGCGCAGCCCUGUGGGAAGUCUUCCUGGAAAGGACGGUAAAGCGGAGAAAAGCGGUGGUAGUAAACCCUCGGGCAAAUCCUCCCUCUCCACCGCCGCGUUGUCAAAGAGUCCCGCGGCCAAGGCUGCCAAAAGCACCGGAGGACGGAGGAAGGUGUCGGACGCCAGCACAGGAUCCGACGAUUUGUCCAAGGAUUCUGGCUGCGCCGCCGGGAAGCUUUCCCCGACCGACAGCAGCUCCGAGCUGUCGGACUGCGCCUCUGAGGAAAACAAGUUCUCCACGGACGCCAUGAGCAGCGACAACGAGUCGAGGAGCAGCCGAGGCGGCGGGGCGGACGGAGACAAACAGCCCAGGGAUGGUGGUUCGGCGGACAGAGCUAGACAACAAGACGCCACCAAGGCCACCUGCUCUUCCGCGGACAAGGAUCGGCUCUCCGUAGGUGUGGAGACCGGGGAGGGGAGCACAUCACCCGGCGAUGAGCGCUCAAUCACCUCAUUUGACAGCAGGGUGCCAGCCAGCACAUCCCUGGCUUUCUCAGACCUCACAGAGGAGUUUAUGGACGGCAUGCAUGAGGAGUUCGUCAGGGAAAUAGAAGAGCUGAGAUCUGAGAAUGAUUACCUCAAAGAUGAGAUGGAGGAGUUGAGGUCUGAGAUGCUGGAGAUGAGGGACAUGUACAUGGAAGAAGAUGUCUACCAGUUGCAGGAGUUACGGCAACAGCUGGAGCAGGCAAAUAAGACCUGCCGCAUCCUGCAGUACCGGCUGCGGAAGGCAGAGCGGCGGUCCCUACGCGUGGCCCAGACAGGGCAGGUGGACGGAGAACUGAUUCGAACGCUGGAGCAAGACAUCAAAGUGGCGAAGGACGUGUCCAUCCGUCUUCACAGCCAGCUGGACAGCGUGGAGAAGAAGAGGAGUCGCCUGGAGCAGGAGAACGAGGAGCUGAGGGUUCAACUGCAGGACCUGGAGGUUGCCAAACAGGUUCUGCAGCAGGAGAUUGACAAGAACUCCCAGAAGAAAAGAGGAGCAAGACCCAACAACAAACCUGACAAGGACAAGAAACCUGGCCUACAGGAGGACAAUUCAGACUUAAAGUGUCAGCUCCACUUUGCCAAAGAGGAAUCAGCCCUGAUGUGCAAGAAGCUGACCAAGCUGGUGAAGGACAGCGAGGCCAUGAAGGAGGAGCUGGCUAAGUACAGGUCGCUGUACGGAGACGUUGACGCCUCACUGACCGUGGAGGAGGUUGCCGACUCGCCUCACACCCGCGAGGCCGAGAUCAGAGUUCAUCUGAAGCUGGUGGAGGAAGAGGCCAACCUGCUGAGUCGACGCAUUGUGGAGCUGGAGGUGGAGAACAGGGGGCUCCGAGCUGAGAUGGACGACAUGAAGGGGCCUCAAGACGAGCCUCAAGAACUUAAUGGUGUUGGUGGCGGUCUGGGGGCUGGUCUUGGCCUUGCAGGAGGGGCCAUAGUGCUCGGUGGUGGGGCUUCAUCUGAAAACAUCAUGGAGCUGCAGCGACACCUCCAGUUUGUGGAGGAAGAGGCGGAGCUACUGAGGAGGUCUUUAAUCGAGAUGGAGGAACAGAACAAGCUCUUGAUGAACGAGAUCAACCGCUAUAAAUCUGAAUUCCCACCACCAACGUCCACGCUGUCGUCCAACUCAUUAACGUCACUCACAGAUGGGUUGCUCAACGACAGCCCUGUUCACACUAUCCAGGAAGGGGCGGUGCUUAUCAGCAUGGACGGCCCCGCCCAGGAAGAGGAGCUCAGACUUGCGAGGCUUCAGAUUGGAGAUCUGAGUGGAAAAGUGAAGAAGCUGCAGUACGAGAACAGAGUGCUCUUGUCCAACCUGCAGCGAUGUGACCUGGCUUCCUAUCACGCUCCUUCCUCCUUGUCCUCCUCCUCACUACGACUCUCUCUGGAGACUGACGCAGAGGCUGGAGACUCAGCUGAGUGUCUCCCCACCAGCCUGCCCCACCGCAAAGAGCCAGUAGGGGGUGAGAAUGACGCCCUGGACAUUAAGGAACGAAAAAAGAGGAUAGAAGACAGUGGUGAUGCAACACCUACACUCCCAGUGUGCCUGGGACAGAAGGACCAUGAUGCCUUGUUGGCCAUGAGGGACCAGGCUCGCUUGGUUUCCACAGCAAUACAGCUACUGACCUCCCCAGAGUCCAACUGCCUCUCCUCCUCCUCCUCUCCAUCCAUCUAUCACAAGGUCUGCACCAACGAAGCAGCAGAACUGUGUGACCUAGAGAAAGCUCAGCCUCACAGUCAGAUUUCAGAGCUGGCAGAUCUAGCAGAUCGACCUCUGGUCGGUGCUUUGACCAGCAGGCUUCAGGCACUACACACCCAGCUGCAGGCCUUUGUAGAGCAGGUAGACAGCCUGGGGAAACCGCCAGUAGGUACAAGGGACCUUGAUGUGGAGGGAGUGUCUCCACUGGACUCAUCCUUUACCACGUUGUCCUGCUCUGGAGAUGACCAGGACACGCUGAAUACUGCUGAGGCAAAGCAGCUUGAUUAUAGGGACCAAUCAGAGCUGGAGGUGAAAGGUCAAACUGAAGAAAACUGCCAAUCAGAUAGCAACGAGGUACAAAAGCAGGAAGCCAGUCAGCUGGAACAGGAAGAGCAGGAGACAGAUGAUGCACUGCUUGUCCAGGCUCAGCUGUGUGAAGCAGAGGAAUCUGCUAAAGGAGCACAGGAGGAGCUGGAGAAGGAGAAAUGCAUUCAGAAAGAAAUCACUCUCAAACUUACACAGCUCCAGGAAGAGCACCAAAAGGCUUUGCUCCGUCGGGACUUCCAGCUGCAGAGUUUGGACCUCCAGACUAGGCUGCAGCAGAAGUUAUGGAGCCAGGAGAGGACUCUGCUAGUCCAGGAGUCUCAGCACCUCAAACAGGCCCUGUUACUGCUCAGUCUCAAGCUACGCUGCUUCCUCAAACAGUGGAGGCUGGGCUGCAAGAAGGACACAGAAUGGAAAGACAUCUUAGAGAUGAACAGCCUGAAGGAUCUCUACCUGCUGCUAGAGGAGGAGAACCUGACGAGCUCCGCUCACCAGACUGACAGGUCUGCUGCAGACGAACAACCACUCAGCCCAACUAUUAAGUCGAGCGCCGUGAGCAGUACCUUGGCAGACCUGAAGGUGGUGCUGCAAGAUCUGAGUGGAGAGCUGCGACAAGAGAGACAAGGCUCCCAGGAACUCACCCAGCAGUUUGCAAAGGCCAAGGCAUCAUGGGAAGUGGAAAGGACAGAGCUGAAGAGUGUCAUCACACAGUUUGAGACCAAGGCAGGAAAAGCUGCAGCAGCCAUGUCUUCCACUGAUGUACUGGAUCAUCCAGACCUGAAGGCGGCGCUAAAGAAGGAGCGUGAAGAACACCAGCACCUCCUGGCUGAGUCCUACGCAGCUGUAAUGGACUUAACUAAACAGCUUCAGAUUGGAGAGAGGAACUGGGGCAGAGAGAAGCUGGAGCUGCUGGAGAGGUUCAGUCAGGAGAGAGCUCAGUGGGAGCAGAGACUGAGAGAGGCCACUGUACAACAGGGGAAGCCUAAGUCAUCUGGUACAGAGCCCUCUGCGGACACAGCCGUUGCUAAUGGAACAGGUUCACCGAGGACCAACUCCACAUCAGAACUGGAUGACCUAGAUGUCAACGGAACAGCCAAUCAGGAGGGGAAAAUCCAUUUUGAGGGCCCACCUCUACCGAUUCAUCCAGAGAUGUGCGACCUCACCAGGAAGAACUGGACCUACCUUACCAAUGAGACCCCAGAGGUUGGGGACACCUGCAAAACCUGGGAUGGUCCCAGUGGCUCUUGCAGCAACCUAGUGCAAUCACAGCUCAAUCUGGAGUCUGUCCAGAGGAGCUACACUGCUCCGGACCGCACAGGCAUCCGGAUCUACUACAGCCCACCUGCUAUACGACGCAUGGAACACCUCAGAAGGAACCAGAAGGCCAAAGAGCCACUGCAGGCCCUGAACGGGAGCUCAUCCCUGCGACUGAGUGCCUGGGACUCAAACACCGCUGCUGUUGAAAUCCUUGAUGUUCAGCAACAACCACCCCCAUCAUCAUGUUCAUCCUCGUACGAGCAGUGGCUGAGCUCACUGUCCAAGCAGCACAGGGAGCUGCUGGAGAGCAGAACUGGCUGCAUCACUGGUUCAAUCCCUAGUGUCAACAAUGGCAUCGGCAGCUCGGCUAACAACGUUGUCGAUGGGAUGACAUCCUCAUCACCCUUAUACGGCUUAGAGAUCGGGGAGAUUUCAGCUAAUUUGAGUGAUGACAUGAAGGAGAUGACCAACUGCGUCCGACAGGCCAUACGCUCUUCAUCCCUGGAGAGGAAAUCCAGCAAGGAACAUGGAAAUCAGAUGGUCAGCAUGUCCACCAGGUCCACGCAGACCGCUUCCCAAUAUGUCAGCGUCGGGCUUCAAACUGACAACCUUCCCAGCAGCAGGGGGCCGGGGUUACACUCCAAAGCCUGGUCUCCUCGUCCCUCGCCGACUACCACCUCCUCAUUAGCCUCAGCCCGAACCCGGCAGAUAUCAACAUCACUGGAUAAAGUCCACAGCCGCAUUGAGAGGCCAUGUUGUUCACCCAAGUAUGGAUCACCCAAACUACAACGCAGAGUGUCUUCUGGCUCCACUUCCAGGCUGGAUGGGAGUUCCUCCUCCAGGGACCGCAGCCUCUGGAGCCUCCAACAGAGACCCAUGGGUGGAGGCUCGGCCUGGGCUCGCUCCACCACCACCAGAGACAGCCCUGUGCUGAGCGGCCUCACUGAUGGCCUCUCCAGUCUCUUCAGCGUGGUGGAACACUCUGGAAGCACGGAGUCACUCUGGAGAAGUGACGGAGGAGCCAGCCAGAGUGCCAGUCCAGCACGGCAGCCUCCUGCCGCAGGGAAACCUUCUGGGGCGGCAGUCUGUGGAUCUGACCCCAGCUCUCAGCGGUAUGGUGGUCUUGUCCAGGAGUUCUUCAGGAAUGUCUGCAGCAACCGUGGCCAGGGAGGGGUCCCCUUACCAGGCGAGAGAGUGCAGAGAGACUCCCUGGGCAACCUCGGAAGUCUGGGUGUCCUUGGGGGUUUUGGUGGCAUGGAUGAGCCCAAGCCGGAGUGCAUGUCAGCUGGGGUUGUUGGAGUGCUGGCAAGCUUGGGUGGAAGCAACGACAGUGUGACCAGGAUUGUUAAUAAGAGGUUUAUGAGACAGACAGCUGGGGAAGAGAUGGUCUGCAUCAUGGGAGGAGGGAAGGAAAUGAUGACCAGCGCUGGGGCUGCAGGAGCUGGGACAGAGGAUGCACCCUGUGACUGCGCUGCCCAGUCUUCCUGCUUUGCCAGACCAUCAAGAGGAGCCACCCGCCAUUUGCCUGGCCAGUGCAAGCACCGCCCACAAGAGCCUCCAGCAGCAACUGAGGAGAAGGGGGGGGACACCUGCUAUGAGUGACGAAACUCCUACUGCCACAUGCAAUGCACACCUGCGCGCACACACAUACUGAUUAUUCACUUUACACCACUGCCAUGAACACAGUCCCUCAUGUCUCUCACAACACUAAACGUAUAUACACACUGACAACCUGCCACGCAGGUGCACUGCCAACUGCGACACACACUGCAAGCAAACUGCACAAACUUUCCCACAAACCCACUGCCAUAUGCACACAAACACACACAGAACCAAGGCAAUACUACCCUCAUCUUGGACAAAGACGAGGACUGAAUGCCAGUGACAGGGAGGACUGAAACUCCAAUCCAGAAGCAGAUCCAGCCAUCACAAAACUACCAGCAGGACAGGAAAAAAGACACACACACUUAACAACAGCCAUGUACUGAAAGUCUUACAGCUAAAACUGAUGUCGCGACUGCUCCACCCUAACCUGACUUUACAGAGUAACAGAUUUUAACUGGAAACCUUGAUAACAUCACCUUGAUGUGCUGGGAAAAGUAAUUAUGCUGUUUUGAUUGAUCAGUACAAUAACAUUCCAGUGAGUGUCUCCAUCAUGAAAAUGCUACAUCUUCAGUCUAGUUUUCACCUUCUUUCAUCAGCUUGCAAAAGGAAGAAUUCAAGGACUGUUGAACUACAUCUCCCAAUAUGACAUGAACCCCACUGGUGGAGUUUGUUAGCUCUAUAAAUGAGACCUCAAAAAGCUCUCUGGUCUUCUUUAGAUAUUAACAGUCCACCAUGCUCCCAAAAAGACUUUGACAACAAAUAUGGGGAAAUGUUGUGUAGCUGUGUCUUCAGUUUGUAUGUUUUGGUUUGAACCCGUUACAAGAGACAGAAAUUGUCCGUCUUUCAUUUGAGAUAAACAUUCAUCAUCAAACUAUUUGAUAACAACUUGGGAUGUGCAGUGUUACAACACAAUGUCCUGAAACACUUCACUCAAUCUUACAGUUUGGGGAGCUUUUCUGCUCGAUUGCAAAUUAACCUAGAAGUCCAGUUGGAGAUUUCUUGGCACUGGAUAAAGAUGCACUGAUAUCAGUUUUUCAGAGUGCCUAAACCACUAGGGUGCGGUCAUGUUACAGCAGCCUAAACAAACUCAUGAAACAUUUUAUUUCUCUCUGCUCCUUAGAAUAAAAACUGAAAAUCAAGUCCAUCAGCACUGAGGUUUUACAUUGUAUGUGAGUUUUGAAUUCUGAUUCACAAACCUCAGAAUUAACGCCCUACCUGUUGGCUUUAUCAGUGCAUCCCUACCCUCUAUGCUUCAUGGGAUCUGAUAUGAACAGCAGGAAAGAAAUGACGACGCUUUGUGCAUCUGAACUCAUCUACCAUCAGUCACAACUUACUCCAAACUGUAUCAACGUAUUCCUUUUAAUAGAAAAAACAUUCCAACUUUUUCCUAGUUCUGAAUGUGUGUGUACGGUUUGUAUGUACAGUAUGUCAUUCAUAGGGCUAGUAACUACUUCACUUUUACAGUACCUCCUUUCUCUCUCCCUCUCCUUUUCACUCGCUCAGUUGUCCUCAUGUUUUAGUGCUACUUAUAGCUAAUGUAUAAAGUCUAUAUGCAUUUUGAAAAUGUAGCAUCCUAAUUAAAUAUUGGUAGAUAGACAAGCUAAGAGCUGUGGCUCUUCAGCCGCAGUCAGACAGCACUGAAAGUUUUUAACUUAAGACACAAUUUCAUGAAUAUUUUAAUUUUUUGAUAUUUUCCAAUACAUUUGUUUUACUAAACUAAAAAUAUAGACCCUUUUUACUUAAGUGGACAUGUUUAAGUGGAUGUCUGCACACUUGGGACAAAUAUCUGCGAAGGAAGUGAAAGACUGAAAACUAAAAAUUACUGUAAAUGGAAAACAAUCAUUUUUAUUACAUCUUUUUCCUAUUUAUCUGUUUGCCAUGUCAUUCUCUUUGUUGAUUGCAUUGUACUCAGAUCAGUUGAUAUUCAAAGUGCCUGUCAAAUCGCCUAUUAGUCAGCUCACACCAAAACUGGACUUCAUAUGAAAAACACAAAUCCUACAGGCCUUUUUUUUAAAGAUUGUUUUAUGCACAUAACUGGGAUCAGGCUGUACUGAAACUACAGUAAAGUACUGUACCACAAUGACUGAAGGGCAGAAUGGUUUAGAGGUAUAGUAAGAUUAACUUUUUUUUUUAUACUUCUGGAGAGUAAAAUAUUUUUGUUUAGUUUUGUUUAUAUGGAUGUUUUUGCUGAUAUAGCCUGUUGUUUCUAUUCUAAUUUAGUUAUCAUGGUGCUACUGAGAGUAAAGUCUAUUGUGGGCUUGCUGCCUUUAACAAGGCAUCUCUCCAUCUGGUCAGUCAUCUAUUUUAAAUUAUUUUUCCACUGUUAAUGUAUGAGAAAUAGUAGAGCGUUUCUCCCUCUUUGCUCUCCAUUCAGUGACUUGCAAGUUUAAAAUGGAGCAUUACAGUAACAGCGGAUGUAUUUAAAUAACACACUUAGGAAAACCCACAGUCUAAAUGCUGCUGUCCGUCUCCACCACAGCCCUCACCACUGCUGCAAAACCAACUACAUGAAACCAGUCGGCGACUCAAAAGCUACUGGACUGAUUGCCAGAGGCUGUCUGAUUUUUGACCACAAUUAUACAACUGGUACAGUAGUUCUAGCCAAACAGUACGAUUGUUUUAAGACCACACAAAUCAUAAAACCUCAUUUAAAAAAAUGCUUCCAUGUGUCCCCCAAAACACAGCUAAUAAAGCUGUAUUCACAUCCAUUCCCUCCUAUAAUCCAUAUUUCCAUUUUUUCAAAUUUGUCGUUAGUUACAAAAAUAGAAAAGGGGAAAUGGCGAAAACAGAUUUCUGUGGUGCCAUUGGCACUGGCCCAGCUAAGAGAAACAGAUUUCCAAGGAUACCAAGACAUGCUAACCUUUAUUUAUUCUCUUCAGUUUUAGUUAAAAACAAAACAAAAAAGCUCAGUUAAAAUGAACAAAGUGGUAGCUCUCAAAAAACCAGCAAGUUAGCAAAAGCAUCUAUAAUGACCUACAUGACAGAGCGUCUUUUUCCUUACCUGGAAAAUUGUAACAGUACUUUUGAGAAAUUUUUGAGUAUCAUACACUUGCCACUCAAAGAGGUUACUCUAAAAUGUUAGUUUCUUGUUUUGUCACAGCUGUCAUGAGCAAAAAUCAUUUCAUAGAAACUUUUCAAAGCAUAACUCUGCUGCUCUUCUGCAUGCUGAUUAGGUAUCCAGCAGUUACUGGAUAUAUUUGCCAAAUGUAAUUAAACGUAUUGCUAGUUUGACUCUGUCUUGGUUGCAUGCAGCUACAGUACAUACAUGCAGUCAACCUUGAAAAACAACACGUUUUUCAGUGGAUUACGCCUUUAAGUUCCUACUCAGGAGGUUCAGCACAUUUUAUCAAACUUUAGUUCACGUUUACAUCAGUAACCACAGCAGAUCAACAUCCAGUCUGAGUGCACACUGUUGAAAAGUAACUAUGAGCAGACCAGCACAGUGUAAACCUGUACAACAACCACUGGCAUCCAUGUUUCUUCUAGCCAAGACAUUAAAAGAAUCAAGAGUAGUAAUGACACAUUUCCUGUUUUAAACAAAUACUAGCCACCAAUGCUAGCUUAUGUUCAUGCAAAACAGUACAUGUUGCCCCACAAGUUGGCGGCUCCCCUAUCCAUUAUCUCUGUACAGUUAAAAACAAAAUCAUUAUACAGUACAGCAAAGAUAAGUGCUGUCUGUCAGAAGUCCUGUCUGCAGUAACCACACUACAAAAAUGACUUAGUCGUCCGACAGUCUCUCCUGCUACACAUCAGGAUGAAUAGUCCAGAGCUAUAAAGGAAACAAUCGUACCCCAACAUUAGAUUUGGUCCAUCCUGUGGUUUUUUUUGAUACACUGCAAAACCACAGAACCUUUCAAAAUAAGCCAUUAAUGUUGGGUUCAUUCUUAAACACUAUCCAUGCAACUGAAAACAAAAAGCCAAUAAGCGGUUUGUACAAUUUACUACAUUUGUUUAACACUUUCAAAAACCCUACACCCUAAAAAUAAAAACCUGAAACAUCAAAUUAGACUACACAGCACUGUAGAGAUUUGGGCAUCAUGUAGUAAAAAUAUUAUGCUAUUUUGACCAUUCACAAUUUGAGUAAAAAUAAACACAUGGAACAUAAAUUGGGAUUUAAUACAGGUGCCUUCCUGACAGCGCCCAGUUCACUGACAGUGACAAAACAGGACAAAGUUAAGCAGAUUCUGUUCUAGGUCAUAAACCUCUUAAUAUACUCAGACAUAUCAUUAAAUAGCACAGAACAAAACUACUCAUGUCUUUGAUGUAAUAAUUAUUAAUCAUCUGAAAAUGUUUGAUGCCUGUAUUAGUCCUACUGUCAACGAGAAGGUCACAUCAGUGCCUUUCCUCUGCAAAGAUGUCCUGGUUUAAUUAAAAAUUUUAUUUUUCUGCAAAUAUUUGACUACAACUAAAGACAUACUCUGUGAUGAUGCUGAUUUCCACAUUAGCUACAUGUGGAAUUAAGAUUAAAUGUCUUAAUUUGUUGUCUUGUGGUAGGUGUAGAUUGAUUUGUGUUUACAUUGAUCUUCAGUGGUUGCUCAAUAGAUCUUGCAAGCCAAUAUGGAAUCUCAGUGUCAAGAGAAGAGUAUGUGUAAGAAAUGACUUUUGCUUCACUUUUGAGGGACCAGACCUCCAAAUGGCUGCAAAUUCAGACCAAGGUUAUGUUGUGGUUAAAUGUUUUUCUGCCAAGUUUAGCAAAGGCCUGUAUUUUAUAAUAACACAACAUAUGAAGUUCAGGUUGUGGAUGAAACUGCCGCUGUUGUCUGGCCACAGUACGUUCAUGUCAUUUGGAAGACGCACACAUACAAAAAGAAUAAGAAACUAAUACUUUUAAUUUUCUUAUCUUUUUUUAUUUUUUACUGCAACUCUAUCUCACACCUUAAUGCAACCUUGGACGUAUUUUCUAUUAAAAACCUGAAAUGGCUCAGUCGGGGUAAGGCUCAAAUCUCUUUCGGACUGAUGUCACUGGUCAGUUUCCACCUGCGUGUCAGGUGUCACAUUUGCUCCUCCCCCUCAGGUUAGAACUCCUAGGCACUGCAGCCAAUGACAACAAGGCUUUACAAGUCACACACCAUCACCAGCCAAUGACGGAUGCUUUCUUACGGGUUGCAUGGCACAAACCAUGAAUCUCACUGUUCCCUACAAGUCUAUAAGCUUGCCAGAAAGGUUACACAAAUCUUUCCAGCCUUUUUUAUGUGUUUCCACACCAUUCCUAUGAUUACAUCCUGGCAAUAUGUACAUGAUUUGUAGUUGUUCAUAAUCUUAGCCAAACUAUUACCUUGCCUGUUUAUUCGCAUUAUAUAACAACCUAUGCUUUUCUUCUUUUCUAAUGUUUGAUUCUUAAAUAAAAGGAGAAUGCAAUGAAAGCAAACUAAAAUGAGUACACAGAAAGGAAAUGUAACCUGAAAAGAAAGGAAAGCUCUGUACUCUGUCCUUUUGUUUCUUUGAGAAAAGCUGAAUGUCAACAGUUGACCUGAAACCAGGCUGCUGGGGAAAUAUGUAGCUCUCUCCCUUUGUAGACCACACUUGAGCAUUUCCUCUGUACAUAGGCACAUUUUGAAAGUGGUUGAAAAACAGCAGCAAAUGUUAAAGUAGUAAAAUAAGAAAAUAUCCCAACCCCCUUUUAAAAAAAUCCAACAGGAUUUUUAAAACUGAUUUUGCCAAUUCUGUUUUGGCUGCUUUUGGCCUUUUUAAAAAAAAUCCUGUUGGAUUUUUAAAAGGGAGUUGGGAUAUCUUCUUUUUCCAACCAAUGUAGCUUGUAAAACGAGAUGUUACAUUAUAACUGCCUCCUGUUUGUCAUAGAAUUCACAAAUAAAUGUUUGCUGGAAUUUAGCAUUUUUUGUUUUCUCGUCAUUUCUACUUACUUAGUCACUUUGUUUUUUUUUAUUCUGUCCUUUUCUGUAUUUCAUUAGGAGGAGAAUGACAUUUAAGGAAAGAGUCAUAUUGUUUAUCUGUAGGAUAUUAAGAACUAUUAUUUUGUCCACCCCAUUUAUAUCAGUGGGGCUAAGCUAAAUAACAGAAACCUUUCUUUGCAGUACAAUUCAACACUACCACAAACUACAGCCUCAAAAAGAUCACAGUUGAAUCAACACCUCUCUGAUACAGACUGAACACAAACUGAACUUUGACUUUCAUGGAGGAGGAUUUGUUGCAGGACCAUUGUAUUAGUCCAACUCAGUUUUACCUCGUUGUACUGUGC